CACGCUGCAGGAUUUAUUGCACAGAGAACGGACACCUUUUGAUAGUAAAAUACCGAACUGAACCAAUAGUAUCUGCAAAAAUGGUUGAUGCUUUCUGCGGCACAUGGAAACUGGUCGACAGCCAGAACUUUGAUGAGUACAUGAAGGCACUAGGUGUUGGUUUUGCCACUAGACAAGUGGGCAAUGUCACCAAACCAACAGUAGAGAUCAGCCAGGACGGAGACAAAGUGGUGAUUAAAACGCUCAGCACCUUCAGGAACACUGAGAUCUCCUCCAAACUUGGAGAGGAGUUUGAUGAGACCACAGCUGAUGACCGACAUGUCAAAUCUAUCUUCUCCACGGAAGGAGACAAACUUGUGCAAGUGCAGAGAUGGGAUGAAAAGGAGACAAAAUUUGUCAGAGAAAUCAAGGAUGGGAAGCUGGUGGCGACUUUGACUUUCGAGGGAGUCCAGGCUGUCCGCACAUACGAGAAAGCCUAACUUUUCCAUCCACUUUCAUGUGCAAAUCAUUUAUCCACUGCAAACACUACACCAGUUACGCCGUGAUUUGCUGUUGAAACAUGAGAUAAAUAUUUUGAAAAAUGAUUUUAUAAGAUCUAUUGUUAGAAAUUCCCACUGUGAAGGGCCUAAAAAUGUUUAAAAUAAACUGGUCGUCGAAACCUUAA
Gasterosteus aculeatus aculeatus (three-spined stickleback) is the source of this 664-nucleotide messenger RNA. It is a transcript of the gene fabp7a, whose product is annotated as fatty acid binding protein 7, brain, a. Gene Ontology annotation, molecular function: lipid binding. The record is from RefSeq and is a predicted model, not a curated record. Lineage: Eukaryota; Metazoa; Chordata; Actinopteri; Perciformes; Gasterosteidae.